UGAUUACGUCAAGCGAGGGAGGGAUGGUCAACUCGACCUCAGUCGAUGCAUCUCGAGAUAUCCAUGGUUGUUUCUCUGGAAACUUCCAUGCAUUCAGGCACAGAACUACAGACGGGGACCGCCUUCUUUUAAGCAGCAAGUCACUUACAGUGAAGUAGAACACUUUGAGGAACUUUCCGGGUCUCAUUUUGAGUCUGCAGUCAUGUCUGUGAACAUUCGCAUCAACAGCCCGAAUGUGGUGUACACAGAUGCACACAUUACGGCCCAGUACUCCUACCAGACCACAUCAGUGUACAGAGAGGGGGACAGCAUCACGGUGACUCCGCGCACCACAGAGAUGACGUUCCGCACCGAGAGGCAUGUACCCCGUCUGGGUGUGAUGCUGGUGGGCUGGGGAGGCAACAACGGGUCUACAGUCACAGCAGCUGUAUUGGCCAACAAGCUGGGGCUUACCUGGAAAACGAAGACUGGACUGAAGAAAGCAAACUACUUCGGCUCCCUCCUGCAGGCAUCCACUGUUAGUGUGGGAUCAGGGCUCGAGGGCGAGGUCAACGUGCCCUUCUGUGACCUCCUACCCAUGGUGCACCCUAAUGAUAUUGUCUUUGACGGCUGGGAUAUCUCCUCAAUGGAUCUUGGCCAUGCAAUGGAGAGAGCUCAGGUGUUAGACUGGUCAUUACAAGAGCAGCUGCGGAUGCACAUGAGCCAUAUGAAACCCAGACCAUCCAUCUAUAUACCAGAAUUCAUUGCUGCAAACCAAGAGAGCCGGGCUGACAAUGUCCUCACUGGGACCAUGGCAGAGCAGAUGGAGCAGAUCAGAGCUGACAUAAGGGACUUCCGUCAGUUGAGUGGUGUGGACAAAGUCAUCGUUCUGUGGACCGCCAAUACUGAACGCUUCUGUGAUAUCAUACCAGGGGUCAAUGACAACGCAGAAAACCUGCUAGCUGCAAUCCAGGCUGGAGCAGAGGUUUCUCCCUCGACUCUGUUUGCAGUGGCCAGUAUACUGGAGGGUUGCGCCUACAUCAACGGUUCCCCUCAGAACACUUUUGUACCAGGAGCCAUAGACCUGGCCAUGCAGAAAGGGGUGUUCAUUGGAGGAGAUGACUUCAAAUCCGGCCAGACCAAAAUCAAGUCAGUGCUGGUGGAUUUUCUGGUCAGCACAGGUAUCAAGCCGACCUCCAUUGUCAGCUACAAUCACCUCGGGAACAAUGACGGGAAGAACCUGUCGGCUCCGCAGCAGUUUCGCUCCAAAGAGAUCUCCAAGAGCAACGUGGUGGAUGACAUGGUCCAGUCAAACCCCAUAUUGUACAAGCCCAAAGAAAAACCUGACCACUGUGUGGUGAUUAAGUAUGUGCCAUAUGUGGGAGACAGCAAGCGCGCCAUGGAUGAAUACACCUCUGAAAUAAUGAUGGGAGGGACCAAUACUAUCGCAUUGCACAACACCUGUGAGGACUCUCUACUAGCCAGCCCAAUCAUCCUGGACCUGGUGAUACUGACAGAGCUUUGCCAGCGUGUAACUGUCCGGCCCCAGGGGGAGGAGGACUUCCAGUCCUUCCACAGCGUCUUAGCACUGCUCUCCUUCCUCUGCAAGGCCCCCCUCGUCCCAUCCGGGACCCCAGUCGUGAACGCCUUCUUCCGCCAGAGGGCCUGCAUAGAAAACAUCAUGAGAGCGUGCCUCGGCCUUCCUCCUCAGAACCACAUGCUGCUGGAGCACAAGCUGCAGAGAAAUUUCCUUCUUCCACAGACACCCUGCAUCAACGGUAAUGUGGCUGCUUUGAAAAAAGUAGCCCUUGUCAAUGGGAACCAUAUACCCCUGACAAAUGGCUUUAUUAAUGAAGCACAUGCAGUGUGACUGUAAAUGCAACGCUGCAGCCCAAGAUAGAGCUCAAAUGUGAUACACUAUAAAUUUGAUACCUUGUUUAAAAAACAAAACAAAACAAAAAAACAACAACAAAAAAAAACAGAGGCCCUCAUUGAUUAAGCUGUGAAACAAACAUUUAAGCAACAUGAGAGAGUCAACUUGAAAUUUGGGGAAGGUGCACUUCAGUUCAUAGGUGUUUAUCAAGUCUUGGCCUGUUGUGGUGCAGCAACAUUUGCAUAUCACACCUGCAGUUAUGUCAGCUAUAACAACUGAGAGUCCUGUACUACAGCAAUCUGAGUUGCCACACAGAAGAACAUUUUUCAAAGCAGACUCUCAGGACAAAAUCCUGUCUUUUUAUUCAGAAUCAACCACAUAUUGAUUAUGUUAAAAAUGCAGUUUUUAGUUCUAUUCUUGUUGCGUGUAUUUUUAGUAUUUUCCCAUGUGUUAUGCAAACAAAGCACAGAUUUACAGUCCAGAGUUCUUAGAAAUAGCUCCAUGUGUGUAACCAAACAAAUGAAAUUGAUUGAUUGAUAAAUGCUGUGUUUGUUGUUUCAAUGUACUCUGCUCUAGACUUUUAUUAUUAAAUGAGGGGCUUCUUCUUAAAGCACUGUAUUUUGUAAGGUGUGUCACUACCUUUUUGUAGCCAUCCAUGUGAUUUUAUGUGAAGCUAUGUGACAAAAAAUAUGGAUGUUGUUAUUAAAGAGUGACAUGGGCUAUUUAUAUACAAUAAAAGUCUAAAUAUUGUUUGAACUUAA
Scatophagus argus is the source of this 2613-nucleotide messenger RNA. RefSeq names its product inositol-3-phosphate synthase 1-B-like. Bases 203 to 1849 code for a protein of 548 amino acids. NCBI's taxonomy places the organism in Eukaryota, Metazoa, Chordata, Actinopteri, Scatophagidae. Gene Ontology annotation, biological process: phospholipid biosynthetic process; inositol biosynthetic process. The record is from RefSeq and is a predicted model, not a curated record. Gene Ontology annotation, molecular function: inositol-3-phosphate synthase activity. Gene Ontology annotation, cellular component: cytoplasm. The transcript is spliced from 11 exons.